CAAGCGCUAGGCCCCACCGCGACUCCGUGAACCCUCGUCUUCCUAAAAUCCCUCCUCCGACGUCCGCGCCUGUCAUUCGCUGCAGCUCUCGGACUCUCCGAAUUGUUCCCUGCAAUCCAAGACAAUAUCCCCCGUAAUCCCAAGGUCAAAUUCCACCAGCCCAGAGCUAUAAGAGAAGGCCUUCCAUGGACUCGUUCCAACAGCCUCACGGCUACAUGAGGCCACAGCCCCCUCCGCUCCACACGGCAGAUCCCAACCACUCUCAGUUUCAUCAACAUAAUCAGAUGCAGGCACCGAGGCAACCGGCCCCUCCCCAAGGCCCCUGGUUCUCCAACCAAUUUCAGUACCACCCAUCUCAGACUCCUUCACCUCCGCCGCAGUGGGCCCCACCACCACCACCUCCUCCUCCUCUUCACUCCGAUCAUUUUCCUCCGACGGGGUCGUACACUGCACACUCUAAUCCUUAUCCCCCGCCUCCGUCCUACCAUCACACCCAGUUCCCUCCACCUCCGCCCCCUCCUCGCUCCCAUGUGUCUCCUCAGUUCCCUCCUUACUCCCACAUUCCCCAGACUUAUCCUCAGGAGUGGAGUACUUCAAACUGGCCUACCAACCAAAGCUGGGAUUAUCCAGGUCAUAAGAAUGAAGAAGAUUGGGCGGCCAGGGCCAGAGCAUGGGCAGAUGCUAAGGCUGCUCUGGAAAGCCAGCAUCAGCAUCCACAAUCACAAUUUUCACCUGCUGGAAGAUCUCAGGAACAAAGCCAUUAUCAUGAUCAGUAUCAACAACCUGUUGAUUCACGUUAUCCUGAUAUUCAAAACCAGUCUCAUCCUUCAUCUAGCUAUCCACAAUUUUCCUCUUCUGAUGCAUCUAUGCAACGCCUUCCAGGACAUCAGGAGGAGCAUGCAUCUGUCAGUUCAGAGGCACCCUAUGCAUCAGAUAGUCAUUUAUCAUACAGUGCUAGAGAUGGAACUACUACUGGAGAUCCAACUGUUGCAUAUCAACACCAAGGAAACCUACCUACGAACCCAUUGGUUCACCAGCAGGAGGUACCUUCUAGUUAUAGUUCUGUUACAGGUAAAGAAACUACUGAUCACAGUCAACAAUCAUACACAUUGAUGCAUUUGUCAAGUUCGUUGUCCCAGGAACAGCAUCGCGUGCAGCCAUCAGUGCAAGCACCCUUUGCAUCUGGUAGCCAUUCAGUGGACCCAGCUAUCAGUCUUGCUGACCAGCCUUUAGAUUUUGCACCUCGGUUUAAUCGUGAUGGUGACCUACAAAUGCAAUCAACUUAUGGUCAUCAUGAUUCAGCUACUUCUAUUAGAGGCAUUGAUCCUGUAAGUGGAGUGCCUUCGGUGAAUAAUUGGGCUCCUCCAGUGGCACCUGGUGUUGUUUAUCCACCCAUAUCUCCAGUUCUUGCCUCAGGACCACAGCAUGACCCUUCCAUUACCACCACACCUCCUGUUCCUGGGCAUGUGGCACCGCCAUUUGGAAGGUUUCCUGGAUCUGGCCUCCCUCCUCCAAUUCCACCAGGUGCUGCACCUUUUGCCCUUACUGUAGGAACUACAGUGCAUCCCACAUCAGCUUUCUCUGCUGAUGCAUUUGGGGUUUCUGGUUUUCCCGAACGUCCUAAAAAGGCCUCAGUACCUAAUUGGCUUAGAGAGGAAAUAAAGAAAGCCGUUAUUGCUCCUUCUGUUGAGCAUCCUAAGGAGGAAUCAAAAUUUACGCAUGAUGGUGUUGAAAAGUCAUAUACAAAGGGUGACGAGCAAGAUAGCAAAAGCAUCGAUUCUUCUAGAUCAGCUGAUGAGGAGGAGGAGGAGGAAGAAGAGGAUGAUGUUGAAGCUGCUAGAACCGCUGCAAUUAACCAGGAAAUAAAACGUGUGCUAACUGAAGUUCUUUUGAAGGUAACUGAUGAGCUUUUUGAUGAGAUUGCAACUAAAGUUCUUAGGGAAGAUGAUCUAACUUCUGAAGUGAUUUCAAACCAUAAGGCAUCAAUAUCUCCACCCUCAGCUCCAGUUCACAAGUCAUCUGCGAAGGUUCUAGUUCCAGUUAAAGUCAAGGAACCCGAACCUGAUGCUGACAGUGAAAAAUCUAAUUCCAGCUCUCCAGGAGAUGUUUUAGGUCUGGGGAACUAUGCUUCUGAUGCUGAGGAUGAUGAUGAUGAAAUGGACAGUUCAAGCGUGCCACCUUUAAAAGAUGUCCACCAGUCAGGCAUUAUGAAUUCAUCCGAAGAUAUGCAUGAUGGAUCCACUAAUAGCAGUUCACAAUUGAGACUUGGAGAAAAUGGUGGAAGUCAAACAAAUUUGGUGAAUAAUUUGGGCAAAACUGGCUAUGGUGAUGCUAUUGGAGAGUUGCAUGAUGAUAAAGUGACCAAAAAGUUGAAUCAUUCACAACCUUUCAAGGAUGUUCCUGAAGAUAAGAACAAUGGGCUUAGUGCUUUUGAAAGAAAGCAUGAGAGGUCUAAUGGAAAGACCACUGGUGUUGAAAAAACUACAGAAGAUUCUCAAGCUAGGGAAAACAGAAAAAGACUAGAAAAAGCUGAUGGACAUGAUCAGAAUUCUUCAGUGGACUUUGCUAAGGAUGUACAAAGUAGCAAGACUAAGGCAGAUGAGAAGGUGAAUGAGAAUAAUAGAAGAAAGGAUGAAAGACACCAGAAAAAGGAAAAAGCAGAUGGCAGCAAUGAGGUAAAAGGAAGGAGGAAGGAUGACAGCAUGAGGCAUGGGGAGAAGGCAAGGGAUUCUGAGUCAAGGAAAAAGGCCUCACUUGCGGGUGCCAAGGUUGACAACAAGGAAGCAGGAAAAACCCACAGAGGUGGUUCUACAGAAAAUCCUAGCCGAAGAAAGGAACAUUCAAGGGAUAAGGGGGAACAUAAAUCAAGACACAAAGAGUCAAGUAAGUCUGACAGGCAUAAAAGGAAACGUUCUUCAUCAGUCAGCAGUAGAGGUAGAAGCAGCAGGGACCAGGCAGUUAAUCAUACGAGUGAGUCAAGUGAUGAAGGCUCAGAUGGCUCAAAAAGGAAGCUACAUUCCAGAAAACGCAACUUAUCACCAUCUCCAGUCAGGUCUAGAAGAAGACAAGUUUCGCGGUCUCCUCAUAGCAAGCAUUCUCAGCGCAGGCAUUCUCCCUACCCUUCUCUUGAUACUUCCAGGUUUGUUGCCAUAAAGUUUGACAGGGAAGGAGAUCAAGAUCUAGAUCACCUGGCAUUUCAGCUGGAGCUAUGGUCGAUUUGGCUGUCUGGAUUUAUCUUGAUUGGCCUCUCUCUCUAUGCCACUCAAAGGUUACCUUCGCUUAAGGAUCAGAGCAGAGCUCCCUACUUAAACCCAAAUGCUGUAUUAGAUUCAAGCAAUCUCAACAUUACCAUAUUUACAGCGCCUAAACCUUUCACGGGUUCUACUGGCACCAGGCAGACUCUAGCUGUUCGAUCAUGGCUCGCUCUAUCUCCAAAUGUUACAGUUGUCCUAUACAGCCAAGACUCGUCCGUUGCCUCUUUCGCCGCCGCUUUUGGUUCCCGCGUUCUAGUUGAUACCGACAUUGACUUCACCUUCCUUGGCACUCCAUUUUUCCAUUCCAUGAUUGCAAAAUCACGCUCGUUCAUUUCAGACAUAUAUGUUAUAGUUGAUCCUGAAACCAUUAUCGUAUCUGGAUUCAUCUCCACCCUAAAUUACGCAUUUGAACUUGACCAUAAUUGGCUUCUUGUUGCUUCAUCUCGAAAUGUUUCUUACUUUCCAUUCCACUUGGACAAAUCUGGGAAACAUUGGCAGUCAGAUAAUGGGAAACGGGUGCAGAUCCAGGAGAUGCAGGAAAUACUUAAAAAGAAUUGGCAGUGGAAUCAUUGUGAUAUGAAAAUGCUCAUAGCAUGGAACAGUAGGGACAUGCCCUUAUAUAAUGGAGUUCUUCCUCCUUUCUUAUUCGGGAAGGGUGUACAUAAUAGUUGGAUGAUCCAUGAGGCCCUGUCAUCUGACUUCAGAUUGGUGCUUGAUGCUAGCUUGACCAUCACAUGUCUCCAUCUGAAUGGUCAGGAUGAUUAUCAUUCUACAAUUAGAGAUUCUGACGCCUUAGAUAAUGAAAGCAGAAAAUGGGAGUACAUGGGCAAUUCCCAUGUAGGGGCACACUAUGGCUCAUUCUUUUAUAAUGAAGCUAAUUACUCUGGCCUGCUUAAACUUGUCAGAUGCAGUGGUCAAUAUAUUAUAAUUGACAGACAGAAAAAUAUGGUCUAUACAAUUGGACAUCGAGGUGCAGUGGGACUGUGGAAGGGGAAUAUCUUCCAUUCUUGGUUACAGAAAAGCACAUUAACUUGCAUUGCUGACCAGAGAUCACUGGCCGGAAUAUUAGAGUACUCUUUCAAAGAUAAGAUGUUACUUUCAGCACCUUUGGAGCUUCCGUUCUCCUUAGAAUCACUCCUGUCUGUCACUGCAGACAAAAAUAAAACAAUUGUAGUUACAGUAGCUGGAUAUAGUUACAAGGACAUGCUCAUGAGUUGGGUUUGUAGAUUGCGUCAGCUCUCCGUUGCAAAUUUUUUUGUUUGUGCUCUUGAUGAGGAAACCUAUCAAUUCUCGAUCUUGCAGGGACUUCCUGUUUUCAGGGAUCCUUUAGCUCCAAGCAAUAUUAGCUUUAAUGAUUGCCACUUUGGAACAAAGUGCUUUCAGAGGGUGACGAAAGUGAAGUCCAGAAUAGUUUUGAAGAUACUCAAGCUUGGUUACAAUGUACUUCUCAGUGAUGUCGAUGUGUAUUGGUUUAAAAACCCAGUUCCAUUGCUGCAAUCUUUUGGCCCUGCUGUUCUUGCUGCACAGUCUGAUGAAUUCAAGAAGGAAGGACCAAUAAACCUACCCAGACGCUUGAACUCAGGCUUCUAUUAUGCGCAUUCUGAUAAUCAAACAAUUGCUGCUAUGGAGAAAGUGGUGAAACAUGCAGCAACUUCAGGCUUAUCUGAGCAGCCGAGCUUUUAUGACAUGUUAUGUGGGGUAGGUGGAAUCAAAAGAGCUGGUGAUAAUAGAUGUGUGGAACCUGAAACAAACCUGACUGUAUAUUUCUUAGACAGAGACCUUUUUCCAAACGGUGCUUACCUAGAUCUGUGGCAGAGCAACGAUGUCAAAGCAGCCUGUUUGAAGAAGGGAUGUGUAGUUAUUCAUAACAAUUGGAUCAGUGGGAGGCUGAAGAAGCUGGAGCGUCAAGUCUUGUCAGGUUUAUGGGAGUACGAUCCCAGCACAAGGAUGUGUCUGCAGAGCUGACACAGUAUCAAAACUGUGAAGUUAAUUUUGAGGAAGAGUGGAUGCUUUCUUAUUCUCUCUAGACAAAAUUUUUGUUCUCACUCUAGGAAGAAUGACAAAGAAACCAUUUCCUUCCUUCACAUACAUACGUUUAAGAAUGUGCUGAGCUUUGGUUUUAUCAUUGGUCCCGGGUGGAAAUAUUAAAUUAGUCGCAGGCCGGCCAUUGGAAACACGAAGGAUCUGCGGUAGCUAAAUGUUUAAAUAAAAUUGACUUUCAUCAUGCUCAAACCCUACCCAAUGUUAUCCACCAGCAACUAGUUGAGAAUGAAAGAUUUGGGUCACACUACAUUCAACUGCAGGCUAUGCUCAAGCACGUUGCUCACUUGUUAGGCUUGGCGGAGAAAAAUGAGAAAGAUCCCAGAAAAAAGAACCAACUGAGAGGAACUAAGGCAUCCCCAGACUACAGCUUCCAAAAAUCGAAUAAUAUUUUUGUGAGGAUAGUUCAUGCAGGUGGAAAACAAGAGCUGUAUCAACAUGCAAUCCUUGCAUCCAAGUUGAUGGAAAAAUAUCCGGGCAUGUGUGUUGCCCGGCCAGAAGUCUUCAAAAAGCCUCACCAGUCAGUGUUAUGGCCGGAAGAGCGUUUGCUUCCUGGUCAAAAAUAUAUUAUAAUCUCGUUUCGAGAUGUGGGGAAGCUGAAACGUAAACUUUCAGAAGAAGGCAAACCCAGAGAGCCCAAUGGGGUGGUUUCAGAGAUAUUGAAAGUAAAUAUCACCAAGUCUCCUAAUGGACAUAUUAGAGAAAAUGGUAAAUCCGAAGUUCCCAAUGAGGCAGGACCAGAGAAGUUCGAGGCUAAUACUCCCCCGUCGCCUGGUGGACGCAAAAUAAAAGAGAACGGCAAAAUCAAAGAGGUGUUGGACGCAAACGCAAAACAGUCUCUUGAUGGAGGAAAUGAAAAUGAAUCUCUUCGUUCUGCAGAGGACUUACAGGGGUCCUUGGAUAAGCCUACAAUAAGAUAUCCAAAACGAAAAGGAAUAAAAGGGAAGAAGCCUUUUGUGCCACCUCUUCCGCAGGUAAGACCAUAUCGGAUUCCGGGAUGGCAGCCUAGCCUCCCAACUGUGCCAGAGCUCUCCCCAUGAUUUUUUUAUGGUUUUACCUGUACGACUUGGUAUUAUGAUAUAGUUCUAUCUUUACAAGACUAGAGUCACUAAUUUCUUUUGCUUGGUUCUAAACAAUUGCUUUUACAUCCUAUAACAAUGUAGAAACAUAAAACUUCUUCUAAUCUUCUAGAUGUAUGGAUCUUUGUUAGAUUCGAAAGAUAAUAUCCGCAUUACUUCUCGAUUUAA
Messenger RNA from Prosopis cineraria, 6541 nucleotides. RefSeq lists its product as uncharacterized. Gene Ontology annotation, molecular function: glycosyltransferase activity. Bases 186 to 5219 code for a protein of 1677 amino acids. The transcript has 17 exons. Lineage: Eukaryota; Viridiplantae; Streptophyta; Magnoliopsida; Fabales; Fabaceae. The record is from RefSeq and is a predicted model, not a curated record.